UGUGGAACCACCCAGCUCCGCCGCCCGCGGAAGCCGAGCCGAGCCCCCGCCGGUAUCUCCGCGCUGCGGCGGCGCCCGCUCCUCUCGGCUCCCACCGGCUCCCACCUGGCUGGGAACAUGGGAGCCCGUCCGCUCGUGCUGGCAGGUGGGGUGGCUACCUGGGACCCCAGCAGGGCACCCCUGUCUUUCUUUCUGCUUCUGGGCUUUCUGAAAAGCUGCUAAGUCCCGGUACCUCUGGCAACUCUCUUCUGUUUUAAGGAUUCUUGCUGAAGGUUGGAUUUUUUUUUUUUUUUUAAAUCCUGGCGACGCUUUGGUUGAAUAUUUUUCUCAGCUUUGCUUCUUCAACCCAAUCACCUGUCAUCACGGUUUAACUUUUGUGUGACUUGUUUUAACUUGAGAUUGGCAGUGAAUACAUACAUACAUACAUAUAUACAUACAAGCAUACAUUUAUAUAAAUAUAUAUAAUAUUGUUAUUUUCUAAGAGCAAUCUUUCUGGCACUUUUCAUUGAUACCUCUGUCCUUUACCUCUGUGGGAUUUGACAAGCUCAAGGCUCAGUGUGGCUGUGGAUUCUGACUGCUUUGCAAAUGGGUAUUUCUUCACAAGACUGGGUUUCCAGCACUCACUAAGACAAACCUCUGAGUAACUGGGGACUUGGCCUGCCUUGUCUACUGAGCCUGGGGGAAGAUCGAAUGGAGAUGAGUUGAUGAUAUUCCGUGAAGUAAUAGCUCACCACCAGCCAGGGUUUAAACUACUUCACCUGUGGACUCUUGUAAAUUUUGCUUUCUUGGGGGAAAACACUGGGAUAAGAGGAGGUUGUUUUUAACAAGUUAGCAGCUUCCAGCCUCCCUGACAAGUUGAUGGAAAGGAUAAGGCUGUGACUCCAUUGGACUGCACCUUCAUAGCCACCUAGGAAGAGAAGAAGAAAGGGACAAUGGCUCUGAGUGGAAACUGUAGUCGUUAUUAUCCUCGAGAACAAGGGGCUGCGGUUCCCAACUCCUUCCCUGAGGUCGUGGAGCUGAAUGUGGGGGGUCAAGUUUAUUUCACUCGCCAUUCCACAUUAACAAGCAUCCCUCAUUCCCUCCUGUGGAAAAUGUUUUCCCCAAAGAGAGACACGGCUAACGACCUCGCCAAGGACUCCAAGGGAAGGUUUUUCAUCGACAGAGAUGGAUUCUUGUUCCGUUAUAUUCUGGACUAUCUCAGGGACAGGCAGGUGGUCCUGCCUGAUCACUUUCCAGAAAGAGGAAGACUGAAAAGGGAAGCUGAGUACUUCCAGCUGCCAGACUUGGUCAAACUCCUGACUCCGGAUGAAAUCAAGCAAAGCCCCGAGGAAUUCUGCCAUAGUGACUUUGAAGAUGCCUCCCAAGGAAGCGACACGAGAAUCUGUCCCCCUUCCUCCCUGCUCCCUGUGGACCGCAAGUGGGGUUUUAUUACUGUGGGUUACAGGGGGUCCUGUACCAUGGGCAGAGAGGGGCAGGCAGAUGCCAAGUUUCGGAGAGUUCCCCGGAUUUUGGUUUGUGGAAGGAUUUCCUUGGCAAAGGAGGUCUUUGGAGACACUUUGAAUGAGAGCAGAGACCCUGACCGAGCCCCAGAGAGAUACACCUCCAGAUUUUAUCUCAAAUUCAAGCAUCUGGAAAGGGCUUUUGAUAUGUUGUCAGAGUGUGGAUUCCACAUGGUGGCCUGUAACUCCUCUGUGACAGCAUCUUUUGUCAACCAAUAUACAGAUGACAAGAUCUGGUCAAGCUAUACUGAAUAUGUCUUCUACCGUGAGCCUUCUAGGUGGUCGUCCUCGCACUGCGAUUGCUGCUGCAAGAACGGCAAGGGUGACAAAGAAGGGGAGAGCGGCACGUCUUGCAACGACCUGUCCACCUCCAGCUGCGACAGCCAGUCCGAGGCCAGCUCUCCCCAGGAGACGGUCAUCUGUGGGCCCGUGACACGCCAGACCAACAUCCAGACACUGGACCGUCCCAUCAAGAAGGGCCCCGUGCAGCAGAUCCAACAGUCCGAGAUGCGGCGGAAAAGCGAUCUGCUCCGGACUCUAACUUCGGGCUCCAGGGAGUCGAACAUGAGCAGCAAAAAAAAGGCCGUGAAGGAAAAGCUCUCCAUUGAGGAAGAGCUGGAAAAAUGCAUCCAGGAUUUCCUCAAGAUCAAAAUUCCAGAUCGGUUCCCUGAGAGAAAACAUCCUUGGCAAUCUGAAUUGUUACGGAAGUAUCAUCUAUAGGGGAGGGCUGGGGGGUGGGAGAGGAAACAAACCUUGGAAGCAUUUUGAAUGCAUCCUCCUAAAAGAAAUUCCUAUUUGAAAAGAAAAACAACAACUAACAAUACACCUUUGUUAGAACACAAUGCCCAUCGAUACACUACUGCCUAUUUACCUAAUUCACCUUAACACAGAAAUCCACAGGGUAGAUUUCUUUCCGGAUGUGGAAGCAUAAGAAAAUCUUUUUUUUCUUUCUUUCUUUUUUUUUCUUUUUUUGGUUAUUUGUUUGUUUGUUUGUUUGUUUAUCUUGAUCCCAUGUGCUGAGUAUCUUAUAUAUAAUGAGAGCCAGCUAUGUAAGAGUACCUUGCAAGGCCUUGGGAGUCCUUGAUCCCAAACUGGGUUUUCUCUCAUCUUCUACCUCCCUCAUUUGAAGGAGAACAUGGUAGAAAGAGAUCUGGCCUAAUGGCUUUAUGUUUGAUUUCUGAAUUUUCCUUUUCCCUUGGUUUCUGGGGUAAGUGGGGGAAUGGCAGAUUUAUAUGACUUUGCACUCCAAUCGGUCAUGUGCCGGUUUAUAUGGACUCUGUAUGCAUGAGGAUCUGUGCAGCACAGACACAGCCACGUCUGUAGAUACACACAGUGCACAUGACCCCAGGGCUGGGCCUCCGAUGGGGUAUGUCCCUGCCCCCAGCAGCACUCGCUCAAAGCACUUCAACAGAUGAGCCUCUGCUCUUUUGUUAAAAUCCUUUUGGGAAGAUUUCCCAGCCUCUCUCUCGGCAACACUUUCUAACAUCAAAUAACGCUCAUCAUCGACCAAUCCUUUUCCUUAUUUCACAAUUAACAUCCUCAGGCUCCAUUGUACUGCAUCGCUCUUUCUCUGCACUCAGAGAGGGUGAGAAGAGCUGGUCAAACAUCUUCGUGUUAAACAAACAUUUCUAUCCACAGAAAUCACUACCAAAUGGCGCCCCCACGCAGCCUUCUCUACCCCUAGUUGAACAUUCUUUCUCUCGCUGUUUUCCGAGUUCUUACUGCCCAUGUUUUACUGGUGUGGCCUUUCCACACAAUCCACAUUAAGUUCUCUGCGUUCUCACAUGGGGACGGAGGUAAGAACACCACACAGUUCACACUUGGAUCAGGGUCCAGCCUUUUCUUUGUUUAUGAGGUAAUUCUACUCUACACACCUCCUAAUAAUUUCUCAUAACUUUUUUAACCCACAGUGCUACGUUGUUACUUUCUUGUAGCCAAUUGUGUUUGCCUUUGGGAUUCUGGGAUUUGGCUGUGUCCGUACUAGGAUUGGCUUUCAUUUCUCUCAUGUCUGUGAACAACCCAAGUAGAUAACUGGAGCUCCAAAGUUAAGGUUUGGACUUUCUAAACUAUCUUUCUCGAUAACAUCCUUGACCUGUAUAGACACAGCCAAAAAUAAACUGUUAAUAGCCAUCCAGCCGUGUGACUCUGUAUUCUAUUAAUGUACUAAUAGAUCUUUCGUAGACUUGUGGUAAAUGAAGAGUUAAGAGACCAGGUUUUAUGUUUUGCAUUCCUCGUGCAUUUCAAUGGGAACUGAAAAAUAAUUUGUCAAUCAAUCACUGUGUGC
Rhinolophus ferrumequinum (greater horseshoe bat) is the source of this 3783-nucleotide messenger RNA. RefSeq names its product potassium channel tetramerization domain containing 16 (gene KCTD16). Gene Ontology annotation, molecular function: protein binding. Bases 933 to 2219 code for a protein of 428 amino acids. Gene Ontology annotation, cellular component: presynaptic membrane; postsynaptic membrane. The transcript has 3 exons. NCBI's taxonomy places the organism in Eukaryota, Metazoa, Chordata, Mammalia, Chiroptera, Rhinolophidae. The record is from RefSeq and is a predicted model, not a curated record. Gene Ontology annotation, biological process: regulation of G protein-coupled receptor signaling pathway; protein homooligomerization.